UAAAUGAGUAAACCGAUGUUUCUGUACGAUUACGGCGGCUGCAAUUUGUCUUUUGACAUCCCAUGUUUUCUAUUCACUAGGAACAAACCAGAGGCAGUGGAAGUAACGUUUGCAGAUUUCGAUGGAGUCCUUUAUCACAUUUCCAACCCCAAUGGAGACAAGACCAAAGUGAUGGUCAGUAUUUCUCUGAAAUUCUACAAAGAGCUGCAGGAGCACGGUGCAGAUGAGUUACUGAAGAGAGUGUAUGGAAACUUCUUGGUAAACCCAGAAUCAGGUUACAAUGUCUCUUUGCUGUAUGACCUGGAGAACCUUCCGGCAACCAAGGAUUCCAUUGUGCACCAAGCCGGCAUGCUGAAGCGGAACUGCUUUGCCUCCGUCUUCGAGAAAUACUUCAAGUGCCAGGAAGAGGGGAAGGAAGGGGAGAAGCGAGCUGUCAUCCAUUACAGGGACGACGAGACGAUGUACGUUGAGUCGAAGAAGGACCGUGUCACGGUUGUGUUCAGCACAGUAUUUAAGGAUGACGAUGACGUGGUGCUCGGAAAGGUGUUCAUGCAGGAAUUUAAGGAAGGUCGCCGGGCCAGCCACACAGCUCCACAGGUGCUCUUCAGCCACAGGGAACCCCCCUUGGAACUGAAAGACACGGACGCAGCAGUGGGUGACAACAUCGGCUACAUCACCUUUGUGCUGUUCCCCCGCCACACCAACACCGCUGCCAGGGACAACACCAUCAACCUGAUCCACACGUUCCGGGACUACCUGCACUAUCACAUCAAAUGCUCCAAGGCCUAUAUUCACACGCGGAUGCGGGCAAAAACGUCGGAUUUCCUCAAGGUGCAAGAGAAGAAGGAAAUGAAAACAAUCACGGGGAAGACGUUCUCAUCCCGCUAAGGCCGGGGCGUGGCGGAGGCGGCCGGUGAAGACAGAAGGCUGGAGCACUCGCUACCUGAUCAUCGUAGCUUGUCCCGGGGCACCUCUCCGGGCGCUUAAGGAAUUCAACCAAUCGGGGUCUGUUUUGUACGGCAGUGGGGGAGUAAUCUGCAGAAUCGAGCUAUGCUUGCAAGGACUUACUAGUUCCAAACCACAAACCAACCUGCGUUCCGUUUGGAUCCAUUUCUUUUUUCUUUCUUUUCCUUUUCAGGCUGUUUUGCUUUGCAAUAUGUUACUGGUAAUGAGUUUCAGGAUCUCGUGUGAGACUCCUGCGAAAUUAACUUGUUUUCUUCUGACUAGCUGAGUUCAAAACUCUGUAGCUGAAGAAAUACUGCUGUGGGUUCAUUAAUAAAGGAGAUCUUUCUAUCUUAA
Messenger RNA from Pelodiscus sinensis (Chinese soft-shelled turtle), 1299 nucleotides. NCBI's taxonomy places the organism in Eukaryota, Metazoa, Chordata, Testudines, Trionychidae. The record is from RefSeq and is a predicted model, not a curated record.